Paramecium octaurelia is the source of this 1129-nucleotide messenger RNA. The record is from the annotation of a GenBank genome assembly. NCBI's taxonomy places the organism in Eukaryota, Ciliophora, Oligohymenophorea, Peniculida, Parameciidae.
AUGCUUAACUAACCAUUUAAACCCAGCAACAAGGUUGUAUCACUACAUGCUAUUAUGAGUAAUAUCAAGAGACAGAAUAAACAAAAGACUAGAUCCAUCAGUUAUCAUUCAAAUCACAUCAAAUCAGAAGGACAAUCUAUUCAGUUAAGAGAUGAUGAUUCCAAAAAAUUCAAUGAUCAGAUUAAACAGAAAGAUGAACUCAUUAUUUAAUUGUAAUCGUAACAACAAUCACUUCGCAAAUAACUAAACGAAAUAUUUGAAGUUAACCAUGAUAAUGAUGAAUAACUCAUUUUGCACAUAUAUUCAUCUAUCAUCCAAUUCAAAAAAGACAAAAGUCAAUAUCUGCAAUAAGAUGAAAUUAAUAGCAAAGUCAUCCUCCAUUACAAAUAGCUAUUGUAAUGUAAAUCUGAUUCAUUUAUUUAGAAAGCACUGAUAUCAUAGCAAAUUAAGAGGAAUAACUAUCAAAUUAAUAACAAUUAUUAAUGACCUUAACUAACUAAAUUAAAGAAAAUGAAUUAUUAUAACAUUUGAAUACCUCCUAGUAAGAAGUAUUUUAUCAUCUAUAUUAUUUCAGAAACAAUAUAUGUCCAAAAUCGAAUCUUUAUAAAGUUAAAUUGACAAAUUUAGAAAUGCAAGUCUCUUAACUACUUUUAGAAGGGAAGAUUCCUAUUCUUAUAAUAAAUUACAAUAAGUCUGCAAAUUGCUAUCCUCUAAUCCAGAGGAAAUCGAGGAAGAAAUUCUUCAAUUCAUUCGUAAUACCUUUCAAUUCUAUCAAGCAAUUGGAAAUCAAUAAAGUAAUUCGCAUUAUAACAUAGUUUAUGCUUUUAUUAAAAGUUAAUUUGAUAAUGAAAGGCUUUAAUUGACAUUCAAUCUUAAUUAAAUUAAUAAUGAAGUUAUCAAAGUGUUGAUAAACAAAUUUGAUUUAGACAAUGAUAUCGAAUAAGAAAUGGAACAAUUAAUUCUAUUGAAAUAAAUUAAAUCUCAUAAUAAUUAAAUAUUAUAAUUCAUUGAUUAGUUGGGCGAGUUUAUAAUAGUUAAAUUAUAAAAUUAUAAAAGAAAUGAAAUAUCAAGAAUCAUGUUGAUACAGAAUUUAGUUAAUCUGAAAAGAUAAAUAAUAAAGAAACUUUGA